Naegleria lovaniensis is the source of this 1878-nucleotide messenger RNA. RefSeq lists its product as uncharacterized. Gene Ontology annotation, molecular function: protein binding. Gene Ontology annotation, biological process: cilium assembly. The transcript has a single exon. The record is from RefSeq and is a predicted model, not a curated record. Lineage: Eukaryota; Heterolobosea; Eutetramitea; Acrasida; Naegleriidae. The coding region runs from base 1 to 1878 and encodes 625 amino acids.
AUGCCUUCCUCUCAAGUAUCUCAAUUAUAUCUGGACACUGUGAUUGGGUUUAACGGGUUAGUUCCAGAUGGGCUUCAUCUGCAUCCGAAUCAAAAGCAUAUUAUUUAUCCAUUGGGAUCCACCGUUGUCAUUAAGGAGUACUCUAACAUGGGUGUAGAUGAAUUCUUAGCUGGUCAUUCAGGUCCAAUCAGUUGUAUUGCAGUUUCAAAAUCCGGUCAAUAUAUUGCCACAGGACAAUCUACUCAUAUGGGAUUCAAGGCAGAUAUCAUUGUUUGGGACUUUGAAGGACGAAAAUUAAUGCACAGGUUGAAUUUGCAUCAUGCCAAAGUAGAAUGUCUUGCCUUCAGCGACGACGAAGAACUACUUGUCAGCGUAGGAGGAAAGGAUGACAAUUGUAUUACUGUAUGGAACGUUCAGAGUGGUAAACCAAUUUGUGGUACCAACACAACUGCUCUCGGAACUUGUGUUCAGUUCUUCCAUAACGACAGAAGCACUUUUAUGAUGGCUGGUAAACAAAUUUGUAGAGUCUACACCAUUGAUUUUGUUAAUAAGAGAUUAGAUUUUGUUGACUGUAAUUUAGGACAAAUCAAGAGAAUUUUUACGAGUCUUUUAAUUGAUAUAGAUGACAGUCAUGCCUACGUUGGAAGUUCGUCUGGAGAUAUUCUUUGUGUUCAACUUAAGGGACCAAAGAAUUAUAAAUUUUUAGGACCAAAAGACAAAAUCAUGCAAGGGGUUCUCAGUUUGUGUUUUUCACCUUCAGGUAAAUCAAUUUUUGUUGGAGGUGGUGAUGGAAGCGUAACAGUUGUCAAUAAGGAGAAUUUACUGAAAGUUGCUUCAACCCUGUUAAUGGGAGGUGUCACCUCUAUUUGUUGCAAGGAAAGUGAUAACUCUUUCAUAUGUGGAACAAACCAAUCCGUCAUUUAUUCAAUGAAAGGCUCAGGAAAGCUUGAAGCCAGCUUGAUUGCAACUUGUCACAACCACAGAAUCAACGAUGUAUGCUACCCAAGAGAAGCCAGCGAAAUUAUUGCCACAUGUUCGGUCAAUGACAUUAGGGUUUGGAACAUUCAAAAAUCCAAAGAGCUAUUGAGAAUUCAAGUUCCUAAUCUUGAAUGUAAUUGUAUCAUCUUUAGUCCCACUGGAAAUGCCAUCAUUAGUGGUUGGAGUGAUGGAAAAAUUCGAGCCUUUGGUCCCCAAAGCGGAAAGCUUUUAUACGUUAUCAAUGACGCUCAUAAAAUUUUGGGACAAAAGAAGGUUUCAGGAAGACUGAUAGGAGUGACUGCAAUUGCCAUGAGCCAUGACUCUGAAAGAAUUGUCAGUGGAGGAAGUGAUGGUCAAGUCCGAGUAUGGCAAAUAACAAAAACAUCUCAAAUUUUGGUUGCCUCAAUGAAUGAACACAAAGCUACUGUAAAUGCCAUUCAAAUCAAGAAGGAUGAUUCAGAGUGUAUUAGUGCCAGCGAUGACGGAACAUGUAUUGUAUGGAAUUUAGAUAAGUUUGUCAGAGCAAAUAUUAUUUAUGCCCAAACGUACUUUAGACAAAUAUGCUACCUCAACGAUGAGUCUCAGAUGCUGACUUGUGGGUCUGACAAGCAGAUCACUUAUUGGGAUGCCUAUGACUGCACAGCUAUUAGAGAAUUAAGAGAAGCGGAGGACGAUGAAAUCAAUACGCUUGACAUUGACCCUGAGGGCCAAUACUUUGUUUCGGCAGGAAAGCACAAAUCGGUAAAUGUUUGGCAUUACGACCAUGGAGAAGUCAUCCAACAAGGAUUUGGACAUGCCGAUACUGUAACUAAGGUAAAGUUCAGUCCUUGUGGAAGGUUUAUAUGCAGUGUUGGAGAGGAGGGAGGAAUUUUCAUUUGGAGGCCUUCAGGUGUCCAAUAA